Malus domestica (apple) is the source of this 1431-nucleotide messenger RNA. Its product is annotated as flavonol 3-O-glucosyltransferase F3GT2-like. The record is from RefSeq and is a predicted model, not a curated record. NCBI's taxonomy places the organism in Eukaryota, Viridiplantae, Streptophyta, Magnoliopsida, Rosales, Rosaceae. Gene Ontology annotation, molecular function: UDP-glycosyltransferase activity.
AUGAGCCACAAAUCUUGUAGUCAGCAUGUUGCCGUCUUAGUCUUUCCGUUUGCAUCCCAUCCCAGCCCACUUCUCCUUUUUGUACGUAUGAUUUCGGCGGUAGCCCCUGAUGUGAAGUUUUCAUUCUUCAGCCUAGCUAAAUCUAAUAGCUCCCUCUUCACAAAAUGUAACAUUAAGGGCUUUGACAAUAUAAAGCCUUACGACGUAUGGGAUGGCUUACCAGAAAGUUAUGUGUUUUCUGGGAACCCUCUGGAGCCAAUUGACUUUUUUCUUAAGGCAGCACCAGGCAGCUUUAAGAAAGGUAUCGCAGAGGCUGAGGCUGAGAUUGGGCACAAAGUAGGCUGUUUGAUAUCGGAUGCUUUCCUUUGGUUUGCUUGUGACAUGGCAGAGGAAAUGCAGAUCCCUUGGGUACCCUUGUGGACUUCAGGACAACGCCCUCUGUUUAUUCAUGUUGCUAACGAUGUGAUUAAAGAAAAAUUGGGAGCUAGUGGGGACAAAGAUCAAACCCUUGAAUUCCUUCCUGGAUUUUCAGCAUUCCUUGCAUCCGACUUACCUGGUGGAAUAUCAACAGAAAAUUUAGGAUCCCCAAUUGCAGUUAUGAUGCAUAAAAUGGGACUCAAGCUACCAAGGGCAACUGCAGUUGCCAUAAACUCUUUUCAAGACCUAGAUCUCGAAGUUGCGUUUGAGCUCAAGAAAAAGUUUCAUAAAUUUCUCCAUGUUGGACCCUUAACCCUAACACCACCACUACUACCAAAAAUUUCGGAGGACAACGGAUGCUUAGAGUGGUUAGGUAACCAUAAGCCUGCAUCCGUAGCGUACAUUAGCUUCGGAACUGUAGCAGCACUGCCGCCGCAUGAGCUAGCAGCAUUAGCUGAAGCCCUAGAGGAAGGAGGAUUUCCAUUCAUUUGGUCAUUUAGGGGAAAUGAAAAAGAUUUCCCCGAGGGAUUCCUCGAACGAACAAAACAAAAUGGAAACGGGAAAGUAGUACCAUGGGCUUCCCAAACUCAAAUACUCAACAAUGCCUGCGUCGGAGUUUUUGUGACUCAUUGUGGUUGGAACUCAAUUUUGGAGAGCAUAACCGGUGGCGUGCCAAUGAUAUGCAGGCCUUUUAAGGCUGAUCAGCCACUAAACAUGAGGACUCUAGAGGCUGUGUGGAAGAUUGGGGUGGGGGUCGAGGGAGGAGUUGUGACAAAAAGUGGAGCAAUGAAGGCAUUGCAGUUAUGUUUAUCAAGUAAAGAAGGAAAGGAAAUGAGAGAGAGGAUUAGCGUGUUCAAAGAGUUUGCUGAAGAGGCUGUUAAAUCGUAUGGUCGUACAACUGAAGAUUUAAACACUUUGGUUAACGAAAUAAUAUGUAGACCAAGCAAGCCUAAGUGGUUGGAGUGGGCUGAGGGUUUGAGGAGUUGGGGUGGGUUUUGGUAUCCGGCGGUUUGA